GGCAGGUGGCACUGGCCGCCUCCCCCGCGCCCCCCCGAGCUCCGCCGCUGCGCUCAGUCCGCCGGCGCCGAUGCUGCUGAGCGGAGCGGCCGGCUCGGAGCGCGGCGGCUGCAGCGGCGGGGCGGGGGCCGGCGGGGCCCCGCAGUGCGUGGGCACCAUGGCCCGCUGGCUCCGCGAACACCUGGGCUUCCGCAGCGCCCGGCCCGCGCCACCCGCGCCGCCCAAGCCCGACUACCGCGCUGGGCCGCCGCCUCAGCCGCCCCUGCCGCCCGGGGGCGCGGCCGAGCCGCUGGCCGCCGCCCAGCCCGAUAUCGUGGCGGCCUACCGGCUGCAGAAGGAGCGCGACUUCGAGGACCCCUACAGCGGCCCGCCGCCCGCCGCCGCCCCCGACGGGCCCCGCUACGUCUCGCCCAAGCACCGGCUCAUCAAGGUGGAGGCGGUGGAAAAGGUGCCCGCCAGCCCCUCGCCGCCGCCGGUGCCGGCCCCCCCCAGCUCGCCCCCGGCCGGUCCCGAACCGCCCGACGAGCCGCCGCAGGAGCUGGCUGUUCUGGAGGACUAUGCAGAUCCCUUUGAUGCGGCACAGGUGGCAGGUAGCCAGGCAGGGCUGGAGAAGGUGAUGGAGAAUGAUGGAUAUAUGGAGCCAUACGAAGCCCAGAAGAUGAUGGCUGAGAUCCGCCAGAAGGGCUUACGGGAAGCUCCUGCCCAGCCGCUGCACCUCUAUGACACUCCCUAUGAGCCUGUGCUGGACAUGGACAGUGACUGCUCAGCUUGCCCCAGGCCCAGGGAGUCCCGGCUGCCCGAGGAUGAUGAGCGGCCACCAGAGGAGUAUGACCAGCCCUGGGAAUGGAAGAAGGAGCGGAUCUCCAAAGCCUUUGCAGUUGAAAUCAAGGUCAUUAAAGACCUGCCAUGGCCCCCACCGGUGGGACAGCUGGACAGCAGUGAAAGCCCCCCGGAAGGGGAGGCUGGUGCCCCCAUCCCUCCGCAGCACAGCCAGCACAGCUACGAAGACGCCAAUGGUCCAUCAGAGGGGCUGGGGUAUGGCCGCACCUCACCCUGCAGGGAAGAGAAGGCCAGGGCUGUCCUCAGGCAUGGCUCCAGCAACCUCAAGAGCACAAAGACACUGACGGCUGAGCCUGGCCCCUUUGUCGGGGAGAGGAUUGACCCUGCCCUGCCCCUGGAGAGCCAGUGCUGGUACCACGGGGCCAUCAGCCGGACGGACGCGGAGACGCUGCUGAGGCUGUGCAAGGAGGCCAGUUACCUGGUGCGCAACAGCGAGACCAGCAAGAAUGACUUCUCCCUCUCCUUGAAGAGCAGCCAGGGCUUCAUGCACAUGAAACUGUCGCGGACACAGGAGAACAAGUACGUGCUGGGUCAGCACAGCCCGCCCUUCGACAGCGUGCCAGAGAUCAUCCAUCACUACGCCAGCCGCAAGCUGCCCAUCAAGGGGGCCGAGCACAUGUCCUUGCUUUACCCAGUGGCUAUCCGUACCCUAUAGUAAUCACCCCCACGAGCCAGGCUCAAGGCUGGCUGCACCCAAAACUGGCCCAUCCACAGGGCUGAGCACCACUGUGCCAAGGAUGGGCUCCAGACCAUCAGCCCAUGAGCAGCUCGCUGGGCACAGCCGGUGCUGUCGGGGAUUGCUGCAGCCGGGCCCCUCGUCCUGCUCUCCCAGGGGCUCCCGUGCACUGGUUUUGUGCUGGCAUGGCACUGGAAGGGACCCCCUGUGCAAGGAGCUGAGUGGGGUUUGCCGGCUGUCCACACCUCCACACCUGCCUCUUUGGCAAAGCUUGGGAUGCCAGGACUGGAGCUGGGACCUUGGAGACUCCAGGGAGGGGGGCAGUGUGUGCGAGUACGGGGAUAAAUCAUCUGGUAGCAGGCUUGAGGUACCUCCAUGAGGGUGCCUAGCUCUGCCCAUGAGAGACAAAACAGCUGUGCCUGCAGGUAAGGAGGCUGGCAGGGGUGAGCAGGACCUGCCUGGGCCAGUAAGGCAUGCACAGUGCAAGGCAGGCUGCCCUUACUGCACCGGUGCUCAGUACUCACUGCCAUCCUUUGCCAAACAUAAACAGUGACCGGCCUUGGCCUUGUGUGCAGCACCACUGCCUAAUAAAGCAGUGUCUCCUGCUUCA
Messenger RNA from Vidua chalybeata, 2126 nucleotides. Its product is annotated as SH2 domain-containing adapter protein F-like. The record is from RefSeq and is a predicted model, not a curated record. Gene Ontology annotation, molecular function: phosphotyrosine residue binding. The coding region runs from base 71 to 1495 and encodes 474 amino acids. NCBI's taxonomy places the organism in Eukaryota, Metazoa, Chordata, Aves, Passeriformes, Viduidae. The transcript has 7 exons.